Molecule: messenger RNA, 933 nt
Organism: Nannospalax galili (Upper Galilee mountains blind mole rat)
Lineage: Eukaryota; Metazoa; Chordata; Mammalia; Rodentia; Spalacidae
Product: olfactory receptor 2A2-like
Exons: 1
Coding region: 1-933 (310 amino acids)
Biological process (GO): G protein-coupled receptor signaling pathway
Cellular component (GO): membrane
Molecular function (GO): olfactory receptor activity; G protein-coupled receptor activity
Source: RefSeq, a predicted model, not a curated record
AUGGGAGGCAACCAGUCAUGGGAGGCAGACUUCAUCCUUGUGGGACUUCACCUCAGUGCAGAGAUAGAGCUCUUCCUACUCUGGGUCUUCUCUCUGCUCUACAUCCUUGGGCUGCUGGCAAAUGGCAUAAUCUUGGGACUCAUCUACCUGGAUCCCAGGCUGCAUACCCCCAUGUACUUCUUCCUCUCACGCCUGGCCAUCCUUGACAUGUUCUAUGCUUCCAACAAUGUCCCUAAGAUGCUGGCCAACCUUGUGAACCAGAAGAGAACCAUCGCCUUUGCUCCAUGUAUUCUGCAGACAUUCUUGUAUUUGGCCUUUGCUGCUGCAGAGUGCUUGAUCCUAGCAGCCAUGUCUUAUGACCGCUAUGUGGCCAUCUGCCACCCACUACACUACACUGUCAUCAUGAACUGGAGAGUAUGUGUGGCCCUGGCUGUCACCUCUUGGUCAUGUGGAUUUAUCCUUUCCUUUGUUCACACAAUUCUCCUACUAAGGCUAACCUUUUGCGGAUCCCGAGAAGUGAAUCACCUCUUCUGUGAAAUCCUGGCUGUCUUAAAACAGGCUUGUGCUGACACCUGGAUCAACCAAGUGGUCAUCCUCGCAGCAUGUGUUUUUGUCUUGGUUUGGCCUCUUUGUUUAAUGCUUGUUUCCUACACUCACAUUCUCUGGGCCAUCCUAAAAAUCCAAUCAGGGGAAGGCCGCAGGAAGGCCUUCUCCACAUGUUCCUCCCACCUCUGUGUGGUGGGACUCUUCUUUGGGAUAGCCAUGCUAGUUUAUAUGGUCCCUGACUCUGAUCAGCGAGUGGAGCAAGAGAAAAUGCUGUCUCUGUUCCACAGUCUCUUUAACCCAAUGCUGAAUCCCCUCAUCUACAGCCUGAGGAACGCCCAGGUAAAGGAAGCCUUCCUCAGAGCACUGCAGAAGAAGGGGUCUGUGUGA